GGCUCGAACCACGGCUCCUCGUCCGCAAGUCUCCCUUCGAGCGAUGUCAGACCAUCUGUCAUGUGUGCGAGUAUACCUGCCGCGUCGUCGUCAGCGGCGCUUGAGAACGUCAGCUUCACCUCUUCUCGCUUAGGACCGACGCUAGUAGACGUCGGCGGCUGUUGCGCUGGACAGGCAGAGACACAGGCAGGUCAGCUCAACAUAUUCUGGUCACACGAGCUGCUCAUGUUCCCAGAGAUCGCCGGUCGCACAAAAUUAUGCCCUUCUCUCCCUCGUGUCUAUCCCGACUCCUCCGCUCCGACGCGUCUAUUGGCAAGAAGAAGCGCCGAGGUAUAGUUGACGGGGGACAUCCGACAUCUCGUUUCGCGAUGUCUUCGGAACUUCGAGACGCCUUUGCUACUUUGGGUAGUGCCUUUGUGGGUGCGCGAUGUUUGUUCUCACGAUUUUACACUCCGGAGAGGAUGGUGGCGUUCACGACUGUCUUGUUUGCGCUUCGAAUGUUCAUUCCAUGCGUCUGCCUCGUCCUGCGAAAGAGGAAACUAGGGACGCGGUGACAGUCCUCAUAUUGUCACGAUUGACGCCGGGCGGGAGUAGAUACGAUGAUGCUGCGUGCUCGCAAUGACCCGCCUUCAUGACCGCGCAGGCACGUAUACUCUGCCUCCGGUAUGAUGUCCCCCAAUUCAGUGCUGUAUGAAGUUCGGACUGGGAGGAGAGGACGUUGCUCCUAGGCUGCGCGGCUCCGUACUGCAACCGACGGCCCCAACUUCCCCAUAGGACGUAGCAACCGCUAACCUUAUCGAGGAGAGAUAGGACCGAACAGAGGUGUGCAACCCAAUCCGUUGAAGAUGAGGAGCGCCGGUCGAUGUGGCGCAGGUCACGGCUGAUGCGCGG
Messenger RNA from Schizophyllum commune H4-8, 891 nucleotides. RefSeq lists its product as uncharacterized. The record is from RefSeq and is a predicted model, not a curated record. NCBI's taxonomy places the organism in Eukaryota, Fungi, Basidiomycota, Agaricomycetes, Agaricales, Schizophyllaceae. The transcript has a single exon. The coding region runs from base 258 to 554 and encodes 98 amino acids.